AUGGGUAAUAACGUGAAUGUUGCGGGCCUAGCAAACGAAUUCCAAGUUUCUGAAUCAGAAAUUUUAGAACUGAAGAGGAUUUACAAAGAGAAUUGUGGGAAAAGCCGGUUUCUGUCUCGAGAGAAAUUCCGAAAAGUGUACAAUAAAGUGUUUCCAGGAGACGCCUCCGCGUUUGCUGACAUCAUGUUUAAUAAGUUUGAUACAGACAAUAACGGCAGAGUCGAUAUGAGGGAGUUCAUUGUCGGACUUUUAAUGAGUGACGCAAAAAACCUAGACCAAAAAAUAAAAUUUGCCUUCGAAAUGUAUGAUAUCGAUAAAUCUGGGACAAUCUCUCGGGAUGAAGUUAUACAGAUUUCAGAGGCCUACUCGCGGAUGUAUAACACAGAGGAAGGUACUACCGUCGCUGACAGAUUGUUUAGAUAUAUGGACAAGAACAAUGACGAUGAGAUAUCUUUCGAGGAAUUCGACGAAGCAGCGCGGUCCAAUACAGAAAUCCUCAACCUUCUCUUCCCCAAACCCCCUGAACAAGUGUAA
Molecule: messenger RNA, 534 nt
Organism: Ylistrum balloti
Lineage: Eukaryota; Metazoa; Mollusca; Bivalvia; Pectinida; Pectinidae
Product: neurocalcin-like
Exons: 2
Coding region: 1-534 (177 amino acids)
Molecular function (GO): calcium ion binding
Source: RefSeq, a predicted model, not a curated record